UCGAAAAUCGCGAUCAGUUUUGAUUUUUACUCGCUCAAGCGAAGUUUACUAAAUUUCCAAGCAGCGUUCGUACAACAAAUAUUUUUAUUACAAAACUAAAAAAUUUGUAAAAAAAAUAAAAUAAUGCGUUUAUUCAACGCUUUAUUGCUACUAUUGGCAUUGCUAGCGCCGCCAAGCGCUUUGGCUGCCGAUAAGAACCUAGUGUGCUUCUAUGAUUCAGCGAGUUAUCUACGUCAAGGUUUCGCCAAAUUACUACCCACCGAUCUGGAACUCGGCCUUAACUUCUGCUCGCAUCUUAUCUACGGCUAUGCUGGCCUUAAACCGCAAACACACGAGGUCUACAGUCUCAAUGUCGAUCUUGAUAUGUUUCAUUAUCACGAGAUUCUGUUGUUGAAGGCGAAAUACCCGAAGAUGAAGGUGUUCCUUAGCGUUGGCGGCGAUCGUGAUGUGGACGAAGCGAAUCCGCUCAAAUAUAUUGGCCUGCUGGAGAGUGGCAGUGAGGGACAACAGCAGUUUAUUGAUAGCUCUAUUGCGUUGCUGAAGCGUAAUGGUUUUGACGGUUUGGAUUUGGCCUUCCAAUUGCCACGCAAUAAGCCGCGUAAGGUGCAUGGUACUGUGGGUUCUUAUUGGAAGAAAUUUAAGAAGCUCUUCACCGGCGAUUUCGUUGUGGAUCCUCAGGCUGGUGUGCAUAAGGAACAGUUUACGGAAUUUUCGAAAAAUUUGCGUGCGGCAUUGCAGCGUUCGAAUCUUUCGUUGGCGUUGACCGUUUUGCCGAAUGUCAAUUCGACAUGGUACUUCGAUGUGCCAAAAAUCAAGAACAAUUUCGAGUUCAUCAAUCUACUAGCCUUCGACUUCCUCACACCGAAUCGUAAUCCAGACGAAGCCGAUUAUACCGCACCAAUCUAUCCACUCACGGAACAAAAUCGUCUGCCACACUACAAUAUCGAGUAUCAAGUAGAUUAUUGGUUGCAGAAUCAAUGUCCCGGCGAGAAGCUCAAUCUCGGCAUUGCCACAUAUGGACGCGCAUGGCGCAUAACACCCGAUUCGGGUUUAACCGGUGUACCCGUCAUACCGGAAACGGAUGGACCUGCACCGGCGGGCCUACAAUCACAAAUACCCGGACUGCUGAGCUGGCCGGAGAUUUGCGCCAAAAUGCCAAAUGACGUGAAUGCCGAUUAUCGUGGUGAGAAUGCGCCGUUACGCAAGGUAAUCGAUUUGGUGCAGCGUUAUGGCAAUUAUGCCUUCCGACCGGCCGAUGAAAAUGGUGAGCACGGCAUGUGGGUGAGCUAUGAUGAUCCGGACUUUGCAUCGAUCAAGGCGAGCUAUGUGCGCACAAAGGGUCUGGGCGGUGUGGCGCUCUACGAUUUGAGUUAUGACGAUUUCCGUGGCUUGUGUACAGGGCUGAAAUUUCCCAUAUUGCGUGCGAUUAAGCAAUUCUUAUAAGUUUUGUUAUGAUUAGUUUAGUGUUUGUAUAUACAUGUAUGUAUGUAUUGCUUUAUUAAUGAUUGUAGCAAUUUUAAUAAAAUCUAAUGUGUACUACAAA
This is a messenger RNA of Zeugodacus cucurbitae (melon fly), 1543 nucleotides long. RefSeq names its product chitinase-like protein Idgf1 (gene Idgf1). Gene Ontology annotation, cellular component: extracellular region. Lineage: Eukaryota; Metazoa; Arthropoda; Insecta; Diptera; Tephritidae. Gene Ontology annotation, molecular function: chitin binding. The coding region runs from base 124 to 1443 and encodes 439 amino acids. The record is from RefSeq and is a predicted model, not a curated record. Gene Ontology annotation, biological process: chitin catabolic process; carbohydrate metabolic process. The transcript has 3 exons.